Symbiodinium pilosum is the source of this 2739-nucleotide messenger RNA. The record is from the annotation of a GenBank genome assembly. Lineage: Eukaryota; Dinophyceae; Suessiales; Symbiodiniaceae.
AUGAGGCCCUCGACCACUUCGAGCCACAGCCGAAUACAGGUGCCACGUGAUGACCUCUCCGCUGAGCCAGCGGUCGUUGCGAAUGGAUUCCGCGUGCUGCCUGAGAAUAGCUCGAUUGAGAUACAGGAACACAAUGUCGCCGCAUUUUCGAUGCCGCAGGAAGCUCUUUCUUUCGAGCCUGACGAUCACGCCGUCUUCGCACGCUUCAUGAAUGGCGACUCUGAGAGGAAGUUGCAUUGCAACAUUGAGUUGACUCACGAGGAGUUGGAGGCGCUACGCCUUCUGCAGGAAGAAGCAAGGGCGCAACACGUUGCGCUGCCGGUGUCCAUAUCUGCCUCCGCCACGCGGUAUCUCAGCCACUCUCAUGGGGACCCAAAGAAGGCGCUCAAAAUGAUGGAGACCACCACUGAAUGGCGCAGCUCCUACUUCACCAGGCCGCUCUCUGACACAGACAUGGCAGAGGAUCUUAAGCUGGGUCUCGCAUACUUCACAGGCCGGGACAAGGCCCUGCGUCCUGUGCUUGUCUUCCGCGCUGCGCGCAUACCAGCUGCAUGGCAUAGGGAGAGGCGCUAUGACCAGGUCAUUAGAGUUCUGGUCUUUUGCAUGGAGUAUUUUCUUCGGUACAUGGCAGUCCCUGGGAAGAUCGAGAGCAUCAACGUGGUCAUAGAUCUGAAGGACUUGACCCUCUCUCAAAUUCCCAUCGGAGUGCUGCGCGAAGUGCACAGGAGCAUGGGAAUGUACUACGUGGGUCGCAUCUUCCGAUUUUACAUUUGCAACAUGCCUCGCAUUCUGGGAACCUUGGUUCCGUUGGCAAAGAAGGUGCUCACAGAGCGUCAGCGGCAGAAGCUCGUCUUCGUUUGCAGGUCAGAUGACAUCACGAAGGACAUCGCAGAAAGGCAACUGGAGGAGGACCUUGGCGGCUCACGGCCAAUGCUGAAGGAAUUCUUUCCCUUUCCGCUGCUGCCGGGGCCCUUCGAGCCUGACGUGCCUCCUUCACCGCAGUCUUCCGCUGAAGCAGUCCCUGGCUCCGAGCUCAGUGUUCACAAGGUGCUCACGGCCGAGGGGUUCAAGGGCCGACUCUGGAACUGGCGUAAAAAGCCGGAGGAGAACCAGAGGCUUGAUUUCUCGGACUGCGCAGCUGACAUCUUUCGCAAGUGUGGCUUGCCUGUGCCUGCAGAAAUUGUCCCAAAAGCCACGCCGCCAGCUGCAGGCCUUCUUUCUGAAGGAACACGGACGCCGCGGGAGGUGAUGAUCACGAAUUCGAUGGACGAGGAGCUACCACAUCCUGAGGCAGCGGUGGUCUCUGAUGAGAGCACCAAGGUGCUUGUUGAUUCUCUCAUGUGCCCGCGCCUCAAUUUUGCAGCAGGGUACCAGGUGGAAGUCUCCACGCUGCCGCCCCUUCCCCCGUUCUCCAUCUAUCCGCAGCUUUGGACGAACCCCGCGGAAUUCACGAUCGCCGCGCGAAGCUACAAGAGGUCGAGGUUGUGCAGCGCCGACGUUGCUGCCUAUUUUCCGGCUGUGGCGGUGGUUAGUGUGGCCCGGGGAAUGUUGCCACUCGCGUUUGACUGGUUACCACUUGUGUUUCAUGUUUUGACGGGCCAGCUGGUGGAGGGCAUGGCCGUUGUUGCAGCGUGCAGUGCUGCGCAGAGGGGUGGGGUCGAGGAAAAUCUUGAUGAGGGAGAGCAGCAGUGCACCUACAAUGCCGAGCGGGUCAUUGGCAACGGGACCUUCGGCAUCGUGUAUUCCGCCCACAUUGUUGAAACCAACGAGACUGUCGCCAUCAAGAAGGUUUUUGUCGACCGACGGUAUCGCAAUCGAGAGCUGCAGGUUUGGCGUGAGAUGCACCAUCCAAAUAUUGUGACAUUAAAGCACGCCUUCUACACUUCCGGGGACUCACCAGACGAGCUGUAUCUUAACAUGGUGAUGGAGUACGUUCCCGAGACCGUGUACUGUGUCAUGAAGCGCUUCGGCAAACAGAAGCAGCAGAUGCCUCGCAUCAUCAUCCAGCUCUACACAUACCAGGCGUGCCGUGCGCUGGGUCAUCUGCAUGCCAGUGGUGUGGUCCACCGGGACAUAAAGCCACAGAAUUUGCUGGUUGAUGCAAACCGCGGGCACUUGCUGAAGCUCUGUGACUUCGGUUCAGCGGCCCGGCUAAGCCAGGGGCGUCCAGCCUUGGUCGCCUACAUAUGCUCCCGCUACUACCGCGCGCCGGAGCUGAUUUUCGGUGCAACAAAUUACACCACAGCGGUGGACCUCUGGUCGAUUGGCUGCGUGUUGGCCGAGAUGCUUCGAGGGCGACCGCUAUUCCCUGGAGAGAAUGGAGUCGAUCAGCUGGUGGAGAUUGUCAAGGUUCUGGGUUCGCCGUCUCGAAGGCAGGUCCUGGCGAUGAAUCCUCAGUACUUCAGCUUCGCUUUUCCGACAGUUCCGGCAUGCAGCUGGAGCACGGUGUUUCGGAGAAACGUUUCACCGGAGUUUAUCACUCUGCUGACGGAGUUUCUUCAGUACGACCCCGAGGCUCGCAUCAAGCCCCUCGAGGCCUGCGCCCACAGCUCCUUCGACAGCCUCCGUGAGGAGCAGGCUCGGUGCCCUGAUGGCCAGCCGCUGCCUCCAGAUCUCUUCAACCUCACACAGAGGGAGCUGAGGAGCUGUUCCGCCAGCCUGCAUGAGCGCCUUGUGCCGGCCUGGCAUGCAGCCCGGUGCCCUGGCAGCCCUCCGCAGCCGCAGGCCAACUGUGUGUAG